AGACUCAGACUCCUCUCUUCUUCCUGCUCUUAAUACCUAUUUAUACACUUUUAAUUUAUUUUCAGCACAAUUCUCUUCCCUUCCUCUGAAGCUUACUAAACUAUAACUAUAAAUUAAUCUCAAUCCAAACACGGUCUACGGAUUUCUCCUCUUCAACCCACAGAAACCCUUACUCAAACCCACACCAGUGACGCACAUAGUUAUAAAAGAUCUCUGAAAUCACCAUCAGCUAAGCUUCUUCUCAUAACCCUUAAAUUUAAACUGAAAAGACUCAAACUUUGGUAUUGGGCUCUCGUGCUCUCUUUAAAUUUCUCCAAACCCUAAAAAAGCAUUCAAAUUUUAUUGGUUUUUGAUUCGUAAAUUAGUUUUAAUCAAUGGAUGAUGUUGAAAAAGCAAUACUUAUAAGUUUUGAUGAAUCGGGAGCUAUAGAUUCAGCCCUAAAAUCACAAGCAGUCUCUUUCUGUCAGCAAAUUAAGGAAACCCCAACUGUAUGCCGCCUUUGCAUUGAGAAGUUGUGUUUUUGCAGGCUUGUUCAGGUUCAGUUUUGGUGUUUACAGACUUUACAUGAGCUUGUUAGGGUUAAGUAUGCUCUGUUGAGUUUACAAGAGAAGGAUUUCAUGAGGAAAUCCGUGUUUUCUAUGUGCUGUUUUGAGGCUAUUGAUGAUCACAAUAAUAAUGCUGUAAGGAUUUUAGAGGGCGGUCCUGCAUUUAUAAAGAAUAAGCUUGCUCAGGUUUUUGUUGCUUUGGUUUAUUUUGAGUACCCUUUAACUUGGUCUUCGGUGUUUGUUGAUUUUUUGCCUCAUUUGAGAAAAGGGGCGGUGGUUAUUGAUAUGUUCUGUAGGAUUUUGAAUGCUUUGGAUGAUGAAUUGAUUAGUUUAGAUUUCCCACGGACAUCUGAGGAGAUGGGGGUUGCAGGGCGGGUUAAGGAUGCUAUGAGGCAGCAAUGCAUAACACAAAUAGUGACUUUUUGGUAUGACGUUGUAUCUAUGUAUUGGAAUUCUGAUCCGGACCUUUGUUCUGGUGUGUUAGAUUCGAUGAGGAGGUAUAUUUCAUGGAUUGAUAUUGGGUUGAUUGUGAAUGAUCUAUUUAUUCCAUUAUUAUUUCAGCUGAUUUUAGUUGAUGGGGGAUCUGAUCAGCUUCAAGGUGCUGCUGCUGGGUGUGUUUUGGCUGUGGUUUCCAAGCGGAUGGAUCACCAAUCGAAGUUAUCAAUAUUGCAAAGUCUUCAGAUAAAUAGGGUUUUUGGGUUGGUAACUGGAGAUGGUGACUCGGAGUUGGUAUCAAAAGUAGCUACAUUAAUUACCGGGUAUGCUGCUGAGGUUUUACAGUGCUAUAAAUGGGUGAAUACAGACGAUGCUAAGGGUGUUUCUCUUGAGCUUUUGAAUGAAGUUUUGCCAUCUGUUUUUUAUGCAAUGCGAAACUUUGAGGUGGGCACCACAUUUAGUAUUGUGCAAUUCCUUUCGUGUUAUGUUGCCACUAUGAAGAGCCUUUCUCCAUUGAGGGAGAAACAACUGCGUCAAGUGGGUCAGAUAUUGGAAGUGAUAUGUGCACGAAUUCGUUAUGAUCCUAUCUACCGUGAUAAUCUUGAUAUGCUGGAUAAGAUUGGGAGAGAGGAGGAAGAAAGGAUGGCGGAAUCUAGAAAGGAUCUAUUCUUGUUGUUGCGUAGUGUGGGUCGUGUGGCCCCAGAUGUUACUCAAAUAUUUAUCAGAAAUUCUUUAGCCAGUUCUAUCUCAUCCAUGUCAGAAAGAAAUGUUGAAGAGGUGGAAGCUUCUCUUUCUCUUUUGCAUGCACUUGGAGAGUCAUUGAGUGAUGAUGCCAUAAAAACUGGAAGUGGACUGUUGCAUGAAUUGGUGCCAAACCUCCUCUCGACAAGGUUUCCGUGUCAUUCUAACAGGUUAGUUGCACUUGUGUAUUUGGAGACUAUAACUAGAUAUAUGAAGUUUGUUCAGGAGAAUACCCGUUAUGUCCCCGUGGUUUUGGCUGCAUUUCUGGAUGAGAGAGGAAUACACCACCCAAACUUCCAUGUGAGUCGUAGAGCUAGUUAUCUGUUCAUGAGGGUUGUGAGGUUGCUGAAAGCAAAGCUUGUGCCUUUCAUAGAGAAAAUUUUGCAGAGCCUCCAAGAUACAGUAGCCAGGUUUACAACUAUGAAUCAUUUAUCGAAUGAAUUUUCAGGAUCUGAGGAUGGUAUCCACAUCUUUGAGGCAAUUGGUCUAUUAAUUGGGAUGGAAGAUCUACCGCCGGAAAAGCAAUCUGAUUAUCUAUCUUCGUUGCUCACUCCUCUUUGUCAUCAGGUGGAGGCAUUACUCAUAAAUGCCAAUGUACUGAACCCAGAAGAAUCUCCAGUGAAAAUUGCUAAUAUUCAGCAAAUAAUCAUGGCAAUUAAUGCCCUCAGCAAGGGCUUUAGUGAGCGCCUGGUAACCACGAGUCGCCCUGCAAUAGGAGUCAUGUUUAAGAAGACAUUGGACAUUCUCCUCCAAAUACUUGUUGUAUUUCCAAAGAUAGAGCCUUUACGGAAUAAGGUUACAUCCUUCAUUCAUCGUAUGGUAGAUACUUUAGGAGCAUCUGUAUUUCCUUGCCUUCCAAAGGCAUUGGGACAAUUGCUUGCAGAAAGUGAGCCAAAGGAAAUGGUUGGGUUUCUUGUUCUGCUCAAUCAGCUUAUAUGCAAAUUCAACACCUCGAUGCAUCACAUAGUGGAGGAAGUUUUUCCAGCUAUUGCUAGUAGAAUCUUUAGGAUAGUCUCAACUAAAGAAUUGCCUUCAGGAGAUGGAAUCAGUUCUGAGGAAAUUCGUGAAUUACAAGAACUCCAGAAAACAUUUUACACAUUUCUUCAUGUGAUAACCACACACGAUCUAUCUUCAGUCUUCCUUUCAACCAAGAGUAGGGGCUACUUGGAUAAAAUGAUGCAUUUGCUACUGCACUCAGCAUGCAAUCACAAGGAUAUUCUUGUGAGAAAGGCGUGCGUGCAGAUAUUCAUUAGGUUAAUUAAAGACUGGUGUACAAGGCCUUAUGGUGAAGAAAAGGUACCUGGUUUCCAAAGGUUUAUAAUCGAUGGCUUUGCGAUGAACUGUUGUUUUGACAGCGCGCUUGACAAAUCCUUUGAGUUCCAUGAUGCAAAUACUCUCAUUCUGUUUGGAGAAAUUGUACUUGCUCAGAAGGUUAUGUACGAGAAGUUUGGUGAUGAUUUUCUUGCUCAUUUUGUAACAAAAUGCUUUACUUCUGCACAUUGCCCUCAAGAUUUAGCUUCACAAUAUUGCCAAAAGUUGCAGGGUAAUGAUAUGAAGGCAUUGAGAUCAUUCUACCAGUCACACAUCGAGAAUUUACGAUUUCAACAGAAUGGAAGCCUAGUUUUCAAAUAGCAAGAAUUAGCAUGAUUUUUGUGGGAAAUGAAAAUCGUUGUUUUGCCUAAUUGUUCCGUGAUAUAUAUUUUUGUGCAACAAUCCAAUACCUGUUCACCAAAGGUGUUGCAAGGCCUGGAUAUCAGCUGCCUGUUAUCUUGUUGGAGUAUAUUCUUUAUACGCGCUGCUCUUACACAAGUGAAUGUGCAGGCUCUUCAUGUAAAUAGAAUAUUGAGUUUAUUGUAUGGGGAACGAGGUAUUUUAUAGACUGAAUUCCUUUACAUGUUGGUCCAAUGUAGGUUGAUUAUUGCUUUCUGAAAUUGAUUUUUGUGGAGUCAUUGAUUUGAUCUCACUUAUUGUGCAGUUGUAUAUUUCCGGCAACAGUUUCUUUAUCGUGAAUAAGCUGGUUUGGACGAGCAGCUUAUUUUUUUGGGCGGAUGCAUGUAAUCAAAAGUCAGCUGUCUAGGUAUUUAAAAUAAAUGGCAAGAGGUUUUGAAGGGCCAUAUUUUGCAGGAAAAAACGAAAUUUUGUUUGGGAAUUUGUUGUGUUUUGUUAUUUACUUAUUUCGUUCUCAUCCAUUCUAAUUGAGUGCCUGCUAAACCCUUUCCACGUUGGGGAAGAGUAGCUGAAAUUCUCUUUUAUUUAGUUAGAAUCUUGGGAAUCAGAAAAUGAAAUAUUUGCUACUUUGCUUA
Molecule: messenger RNA, 4024 nt
Organism: Populus trichocarpa (black cottonwood)
Lineage: Eukaryota; Viridiplantae; Streptophyta; Magnoliopsida; Malpighiales; Salicaceae
Product: exportin-T
Exons: 13
Coding region: 375-3353 (992 amino acids)
Biological process (GO): tRNA re-export from nucleus
Cellular component (GO): nuclear matrix; cytoplasm; nuclear pore
Molecular function (GO): tRNA binding; small GTPase binding
Source: RefSeq, a predicted model, not a curated record